Molecule: messenger RNA, 1426 nt
Organism: Dromiciops gliroides (monito del monte)
Lineage: Eukaryota; Metazoa; Chordata; Mammalia; Microbiotheria; Microbiotheriidae
Product: NADH-cytochrome b5 reductase 2
Exons: 9
Coding region: 157-1074 (305 amino acids)
Cellular component (GO): mitochondrion
Molecular function (GO): oxidoreductase activity; FAD binding
Source: RefSeq, a predicted model, not a curated record
AGCCUCGCAUUGAGAGUGAAGCGGAGUCUGAGUGCUGAGGGGGCGGGGUCGGAGUCGGCGGCUGCUCCAGGGUUCUGUCCCGGCACCCAGUCUACCAUUCCGUCUGUCCGCCUUUCGUUUGGUUGACUCGUCCGUGUGUGCACAGGCGCUGCCGCCAUGGACUCGUCGUCCGGCCUGGAUGCUUCACUUUUGAUUGCGGUUUUGGUAGUUGGUGCAUCAGUAUUACUACUGUCUUUAAAGAUGGGAUCCCCAAAGAAGAAAGACCUUAUUACAUUACUGGAUCCAAAUACAAAAUACCCACUGCCCCUGAUUGAUAAACAGGAAAUCAGCCAUGAUACCAAGAUGUUCCGGUUUGGACUUCCCACGUCAGAUCACAUUUUAGGACUUCCCAUAGGCCAACAUGUUUAUCUCUCUGCCAAAAUCAAUGGCAAUCUAGUGAUUCGGGCCUAUACUCCUGUUUCUAGUGAUGAAGUAAAAGGCCAUGUGGAUCUUGUUAUUAAGGUUUACUACAAAAACGUGCACCCUAAGUUUCCUGAGGGGGGGAAGAUGUCUCAGUACGUGGAUAACAUGAAGAUAGGAGAUACCAUCGAUUUCCGAGGGCCAAACGGGCUCCUGAUUUAUAAUGGACCAGGUAAGCUGGCAAUCAAACCGGAUAAGAAGAGUGAACCUAAGAUGAAGUUCGCCAAGAAUUUGGGAAUGAUUGCUGGUGGGACAGGAAUAACACCAAUGCUACAGCUGAUUCGGCAUAUUACCAAGGAUCCUGAAGAUGGUACAAAGUGCUCCCUUAUCUUUGCUAAUCAGACUGAGGAAGAUAUCCUACUCAGAGCAGAGCUAGAAGAAGUGGUGAAGAACCAUCCAAACCAAUUUAGUCUGUGGUACACUCUGGACAGGCCUCCUAAUGAUUGGAAGUAUAGCUCUGGAUUCAUUAAUGCAGACAUGAUCAAGGAUCAUCUCCCACCACCAGGGGACGAUACCAUCAUUUUGAUGUGUGGUCCUCCUCCAAUGAUCCAGUUUGCCUGUCAACCCAACCUGGAAAAACUGGGCUAUGCUCAAGACAAGACUUUUGCCUACUAACACAUUCCUCUUAUGGUUAGCAAGUGUAUCUUGGUACUUUUUGUAUUAAACUUCAGAAUGUCUUAUUCAAAUGAUCUAGUCAGUUCUAAAAUAGUAUUUUUUUCAAUGUUAAAAUAAGUAGUUUUCAAAAUGAUCUUCUCUGAGAACAAGUUACAACCUCUUUCUGUUCCUGCCUUGUUAUCUUGCCUGAGACUUACGUGUGCUCUUCAAGUGCCUUUGUCAGGGACCAGAGCCUAAGAAGCUGCACCCAGUGGAUUGAGUGGUACACUCUUUAUGUUAGAUCCAAAUGACAAGUGAUGUAGUAAAUUUGCAGAACAGCAUUUGGCGCAUUACUAUAGUGAAAUAAAAUUUA